Molecule: messenger RNA, 2907 nt
Organism: Nycticebus coucang (slow loris)
Lineage: Eukaryota; Metazoa; Chordata; Mammalia; Primates; Lorisidae
Gene: METTL15
Product: methyltransferase like 15
Exons: 7
Coding region: 332-1552 (406 amino acids)
Biological process (GO): rRNA base methylation
Molecular function (GO): rRNA (cytosine-N4-)-methyltransferase activity
Source: RefSeq, a predicted model, not a curated record
GAGCAGCUCAGUGAAAGCGACCUUGCCUGGGCGUCGCCGUGGCAACGUGAGCGGCCGUUUCCGGAGGCGGUGGCCGAGGAACGUCAUUUGGAACUCCAGCGCCAGCAAGAACCUUCGGUAGCGGGGUUUGGAAGCAACGGAACCAAAGGCAAGCGGUCCUCGGUUGCUGGGACGGACGUGGGUUCAAUCUGUCCGUUCUCACAAGAUUCCCCUAGGGCUGGGACCUAGAUGUGCAGCAAGUUCAAGUCUUCCAGCACUAUAGUUUUCGUCGCUGGCCUAAGUUAGAGGCCAACUGAGAAAUCGUCGUGCCUCAGAUUUGUUGACCUACAGAAUGCUUCGGUACCCUUAUUCUUAUAGAAUAUAUAAAGAAUUUAUUUCAUGCUGGUUUGAAUCUAGCAUAUUUAAUUUAUGUGUCUGGCCAAAAAAAAUACAUACUACAGCAGAAAGAUAUGAAUAUGAAGCCCAGGAGCAAACAGAUCAAACUGGAGCUCAGAAUUUAUACUUGUCUUCAGAUAGAGAUUCUGAAGCUGUGGCUAAAUUACAUAUUCCAGUGAUGGUGGAUGAAGUUGUUCAAUGUUUGGCACCACAAAAAGGGCAGAUUUUUCUAGAUAUGACAUUUGGUUCAGGAGGACAUGCAAGAGCCAUUCUACAGAAGGAGUCAGAUAUUACCCUUUAUGCCUUAGACAGAGAUCCGAUAGCUUAUGCAAUUGCUGAACAGCUUUCAGAAUUAUAUCCUAAACAGAUCAGAGCUCUGCUGGGACAGUUCAGCCAAGCAGAAGCCUUAUUAAUGAAAGCUGGUGUGCAGCCAGGGUCUUUUGAUGGAGUUCUUUUGGAUCUUGGGUGUUCUUCCAUGCAACUUGAUACUCCUGAAAGAGGUUUUUCCCUUCGGAGGGACGGCCCCUUGGACAUGAGGAUGGAUGGUGGCAGGUACCCUGAUGUGCCCACCGCUGCUGAUGUUGUAAAUGCUUUAGAUCAACAGGCACUUGCAUCCAUCCUAAGGACAUACGGGGAAGAGAAGCAUGCCAAGAAAAUAGCUUCAGCAAUUGUUCAGGCACGUAGCAUCUACCCCAUCACCAGAACCCAGCAGCUUGCCAGCAUCAUCGCAGGUGCCUUUCCUCCCUCUGCUAUUUAUGCACGAAAAGACCUGCUACAGCGAUCUACCCAUAUUGCUACCAAGACUUUCCAAGCCCUUCGCAUAUUUGUGAAUAAUGAGCUCAAUGAACUCAACACAGGACUGAAGACAGCUCAGAAGUUUCUGAGACCUGGUGGUCGUCUUGUUGCCCUCUCCUUCCAUUCACUAGAGGAUCGCAUCAUCAAACGAUUCUUGCUUGGAAUAAGCCUGACGGAAAGGUUUAACCUAAGUGUUAGACAGAAGGUAAUAAGAAAAUCAAAAUUGUGUUCAGGUCGUGAAAACAAGGAAGGAGUCUCUAUAAAUAAAGCUCCUUUAAUGUGGGAAUUGAUACACAAAAAGGUACUUACCCCAGAAAAUAAGGACGUACAGGAUAACCCCAGAGGGCGCUCAGCCAAGCUUAGAGCAGCUAUCAAAUUAUGACAGUAACGGGCAAAGCCUGUGGCUCAAAGGAGUAGGGUGCCAGCCCUAUAUCCCGGAGGUGGCGUGCUCAAGCCCAGCCCUGGCCAAAAACUGCAAAAAAAAAAAAAAUUGUCACAGUUACCACAUCUUAUUCUUUAAGUUUUCUUCACAUUUUCUCUAAUUUUUUUUCCUUGUGAUGUUCUGAAUGGCUUAAUAUUGUUUUAAGUGUGGGACAGUCUGGAAAUUGAUGGCAAUUAGCAGUAUGGUUUUUCUCAAAAAUAAAUUAGGAAAUAUUACCAUUACACAGAAAGUUCAACUCAGGAAGCAGCAGCAAAAUGUGUUUAUCUUUGCAUUAUAUUUAACUUUUUUUUUUAUUGAGACUGAUUCUUAUUCUGUUGUGCUGGCGAGAGUGCAGGGGUGUCAUCAUAGCUCACUGCAACUUCAAAUACCUGAGCUCAAGCAUUCCUCCUGCCUCAGUUUCCCAAGUAGCUGGGACUAUAGGGCACCACCACACUCAGCUAACAUGCCAACAUGCCCCCACGCCUGGCUAAUUUGCUAAUUUUUUUCUAUUUUUAGUAGAGAUGGAGUCUCACUUUUGUUCAGGCUAGUCUUGAACUCCUGAACUCAAGCAAUCCUCCCACCUCAACCUCCCAGAGUGCUGGGAUUACAAAUUUGAGCUGCUGUUCCUGGCCUUUAUAUUUAAGUUUUGAAAUGCAAUCCUUUCUCUGGCCAAGAAAUUAAAAAAUAAAAAAAGAAUACUAUGUUGUAUUUAUCUAAAUAUAUAAACUCAGUAUAUAAAGAGAAAGAUAUUAUAGUCAUAUUUGCGUGCCCUAAUUUCUGAAUUUAGAUAUUAAAAUUUGCAACAGACGUCCUUUGGAUCAAAUAAUUAAUAAUCAUCAUAGAAUGAAUUUUAAUUUCCCCAGUUGUGAAUAAUUAAUUACUAUGCCUUUUUCAAAUCUAGACUUUACACAAAUUUUAAAUUGUUAAAUAUUUGUCUUACAAUGCAUUAUAUUGAAAAAUUUCAUUAUGGAAAUUAUAUGUCAUUUUAAAGGUGUUUUUAAAUGUGAUAUGGGCCAGUUUUUUUAGGUAUUGUAAAAUAAAACUAUAGAAUUCUCAUGGAGCAUUGUUUCACAAAACUUAUAUUUAAUGUCAAUUGUACCUAUUUUUUUUUUUGUUUGUUUGUUUGUUUGAAAUCAUUGAGGGUACAAAGAAUUAGGUUACACUGAUAGCAGUUGUUAGGUAAAGUCCCUCUUAUAAUUGUAUCUCGGCCCCCAAGAGGUGUACCAUACACCGUGACACCCCCCCACCCUUCUUCUUCCUCCCCGCUCCUUGAUCCCUCAUUAGCCCAGAAUGACUCUAGUAAAUAAAAUCUCUGA